Molecule: messenger RNA, 2269 nt
Organism: Spinacia oleracea (spinach)
Lineage: Eukaryota; Viridiplantae; Streptophyta; Magnoliopsida; Caryophyllales; Amaranthaceae
Product: COBRA-like protein 7
Exons: 2
Coding region: 135-2114 (659 amino acids)
Biological process (GO): cellulose microfibril organization
Cellular component (GO): membrane
Source: RefSeq, a predicted model, not a curated record
UUUACAUCAAUGUAUCUCUUUCAUGCAUAUGCAACACUCCCUAGCUUAUUUCUUCCUUGCAGGCAAUAAAUAAUAUAGCUAGCUAGCUUCAUUCUUAUUACACUAACGUACUCUCUCAAACUAAUUAAUCAAACAUGGAAAAACUCACCAUUAUUAUCCUAAUUACAACCCUACUCAUUGGCCUCUCCUCUAUCCCUACAUCAAUCUCCCAAACUCAAAACAUCUCCACCACAUGCAAUGGCAUAUUCUUACAAUAUACCUACACUCGAGGCGAGCAACUCCCCCCUAACAUCACGGCCUCGGACCCGGCUGACCAGCCAUAUCGGUUCCAAUCAAUACUUUCCAUUCAAAACAAUGGAUUACAUGAGUUGAGGUCAUGGAGAGCUUUUGUAGGGUUUCAGCAUGGGGAGCUUUUAGUGAGUGCCUCUAAUGUUGUGCUUCUUCAUGGCUCCCCUUUGCCUGCUAAUGUUUCAAACGGCACCGUUUUUACUGGCUACCCUACCACUGACUUAAUGACCGCCGUUCAGACUGCCGGGGAUUUGACUCGGAUGGGUGUCCAAGUUGACUUGGUGGGUACUGAGUUUGGUGUUUCACCCCAAGAUUCUCCCAUGCCUUCAAAUCUUAGCCUUGCUAAUCAUGGCUUUAUAUGCACUAACCCAACUAUGCAAGGGAAUAGAAGUAUGUCAACAUGUUGCACACAAGAUCCAAAUGCAAGAUCAACCAUAAACACAACCGAGAGAUUCCUACCUCGAGAAGACGGCGGCGAUUUGAGCAUAAUGUACGAUGUAAUAUCAGCAUCUGAAUCAAACUACUGGGCACAAGUCAGUAUUACUAACCAAAAUCAAACAGGACGCCUAGACAAUUGGCAACUUAACUGGGAAUGGAUGAGAAACGAGUUCAUCUACGCUAUGCGAGGCGCUACACCUUCUCAAAUAAACUCCGGAAACUGCAUAUUUGGUGACCAAGCCACUUUCUACCAAAGCCUCGAUUUCUCAAGAGCCUUAAGUUGUGAGCCACGACAAACCAUCAUAGACUUACCACCAACUUUGGCUAAUGAUCCUACACUUGGGUCAAUCCCUUAUUGUUGUCGAAACGGCACGAUUCUACCUUCUACCAUGGACCCAUCCAUGUCCAUUUCCGCCUUUCAAAUGCAAGUCUACAAGAUGCCACCUGACCUUAACGUAACCAUUUUCAACCCACCACAAAAUUGGAGAAUCAAUGGUACAUUUAAUCAAGACUACACAUGUGGGAACCCUAUUCGAGUAACCCCAAGUCUCCUACCAACCCCGGGCCCUAAUGGCCUCCCCGUAAGGACUGAGGCUAUUGCCACGUGGCAAAUAGUAUGUAAUAAGACGAGAAUUACCACAAGACCCCCAAGAUGUUGCGUGUCCUUCUCCUCUUUCUUUAACGACUCUGUUGUCCCUUGUAGGACUUGUGCUUGUGGGUGCCCUAACCCUCAACAAGGACAAGCUUGUAAUUCUACUGCAGAUGCAAUCCCCUUACCAUCUUACGCGCUUUUAGUACCAUUUGAUAACCGAACUGCUAUCACAACCGAGUAUGCUAGACUAAACCGUAUACCAAUCGUGUCCAACAUCUUACCCUGUGGUGAUAAUUGUGGUGUUACCAUAAAUUGGCAUUUGUCAUCGGAUUAUCGAAACGGGUGGACGUCUAGGAUAACGCUUUUCAAUUGGGGGGAGAAUAAUUUCUCCGAUUGGUUUGUGGCCGCGGAGCUUGAUAGGGCUGGAGGAGGACUAGAAAGGGUUUAUUCCUUUAAUGGAAGUUCUUUACCAGGGGAUACUAGUACAAUAUUCAUGCAUGGUAUUCCAAGUGUAAAUGAUUAUCUUUUAGGGCAAGUUAAUGGGUCGAAUCCGAAUAGAGAUCCUAAACAUCCAGGUACUUUGCAGUCAGUGAUUUUGUUUGAUAAGCAGAGAACACCAGUACCUGGGAUUAAUGUGGCUCGAGGGGACGGUUUUCCUACUAAGGUUAUCUUUAAUGGUGAGGAGUGUUCUCUUCCUACAAUAUUACCGAUAAGCUCGGCUUCGGCUACUACAAUUGUCAGUCUUGCUUCUGCCAUGUAUGGCUUGCUUAUUUCUCUGGCUCUCAUGUUUAUGUAACAUUUGUAUUACUGGUGAGUGAAAAUUUACUUAUGUAUGAGGAUUGAGGAAGGUAUAGAGAGAACCAAAAUGUUGAGGGAUACAUUUGUAUUUGACUGAAAUUUUGAUUUAUUUGUUUUUUUUAUUCAAUAAAGCAUUCUAUUAAUGUUGUGUUC